AUUUUAUUUUGAAUUCAACGGGUCGUCAGUCUCAACUCAAUCGUACAGAUCAACGUAUCUCGGUUUUACGCACUAUUGAUCUCGGCUCAAUAAUUUUUUAUAAAUUUUAACGAUAGAAAAUUUUUACUCGACGUAAGGAAAAAUGUACAAACCGAAAUACGCGGAGUCGUUUCAUCUGAUAGGUUCCGUUUACGUGGAGCCACCGAUACCCGUGUCGUUGCUGCAAGAAUUCGACAGAAGAAUCGCGCCGCUGAUAGGUGUGCAUCUGCGCCACAAAUUACCCGCAGAAUGGAAGAAGGUGGAGGGCUACGUCGCGCUGGAGCUUCAUAGAUUGUUGAAGGCAGAAACGAGCGAAUUUUCGAUACCAAAAAGAAGUUAUAACGUGAAUACGUUUCGUAUGAUCAGGCAAGUCGAUAAAGAACAAGACGAUAACAAAGUGACACAAGAGGUGGAUAGCAAUUUUGCAAUGCUAAUGGGCGAUUCUCUAUUCGGUGUGAAGUACGAAAUGAAAUUGAGCUGUUGUUAUCACAAACUUACCGAAUAUCCGGGCGAGCCGAACUACAUUCCGAGGCCGCAUUAUGAGUUGCGCAAAGCUCUAAUGAAAGUUCAUCAAAAAUAUGCUCAGUACAUUAAGGAUCAGAGUUUCGAUGUUGUUUUUGCGGACCAUGCUAUCAAGAAGGUUCUCCAAUUUAUCCCGAAAUUGUUUGGAGAAGUUUUUAAUGGUUAUCGUACAAUGCCCACAAGUCCACCAACACGACAGGUCAGGAGGGUUCUGACGCGGAAGCGGCGACGAUUGCAAAUUGAAUAAUUUUUUACAACCGUGGUUGUAACUAAAAAAACGUUGAAACUGUUUGAUUUUAAAUUGUUUGAUAUUUUGAGUAUUAUCAAGUAUUGUCUUAUUUGUAUAAUUUCAAAGUUGUUAUGUGACAGUUAUCAUAUUUUUCAUUAGUUCAAAAUCAGUCUCAACAAAUUAGUUUGAAAAACUUAUUUGAAAAAUAGUCAAUCAAUGACGAAAAACGACAUUGAAGGACUUUUUUUAAAGAAAAAACUUGUUGGCGAUUGGUUACUGAAUUUUAAUUAAAAAUAUCCAUGUUUAACAUUAUUUCGUAUGAAAAAAAUUAAAAUAUACUGUCUCGACCUGUGAAAUAA
Trichogramma pretiosum is the source of this 1149-nucleotide messenger RNA. RefSeq lists its product as uncharacterized. The coding region runs from base 143 to 808 and encodes 221 amino acids. The record is from RefSeq and is a predicted model, not a curated record. The transcript is spliced from 2 exons. NCBI's taxonomy places the organism in Eukaryota, Metazoa, Arthropoda, Insecta, Hymenoptera, Trichogrammatidae.